This is a messenger RNA of Gryllus bimaculatus (two-spotted cricket), 1866 nucleotides long. The record is from the annotation of a GenBank genome assembly. NCBI's taxonomy places the organism in Eukaryota, Metazoa, Arthropoda, Insecta, Orthoptera, Gryllidae.
AUGGAAAGAAACACCAGUGGUGAUGGUGUUGAUGAAAUGAAUAAACAUUUGAAAAAAUUGAGUAUGAGCUCCGUGAGUGAAAAGAUCUCUGAUCAAAGUAAUACAAGAAGAACCCGAAGUGUUGCAAAAAGAGGUAAUAUCCAAACAGCCAAAACAGUAGCAGCAUCCAACAAACCUGCUAAUACUUCUAAAAAAAGUACUCAUCAGUUGACUGAAAAAGACAUUCUGGCUCUUCCGAUAGUUGUGCCCUUACGGGAUGCUCCAAAAUUUGUGACAAGUGGGAUAGGCAAUAGCGAUACAGGCAACAUUCCUAUUGUAAUGUCACCAAAUUUAAGUAUAAAGCCUUCAUUAAUUACAUCAACAUCCUGCCAGGAAGAAACACAAGAUGUGAAUGCUGGAGCAUGGAGAGAAGAAGCUUUAAUAGAACUGCCAACACUUUCUUCAUUUGAAGAAACUAGUAAAUAUCAGUCAUGUCCAAGGAAUGAAAAAAAAUCGCUAUUUGCUAGUACAUCAUCAAAUAAGUUGUCUGAAGGAGGUCAAAAAUCAUUGAAAGGUACAUCAAAAACUUUGAUAUCACAUAGUGGUUCACAAAGUGGAUUUACACCCAAGUCUGAGAAAUCAAACAGAAAAUGUAUUGCAUCAAUGGGUAGAUCCAAAUUAAAUGAAGCAAAGGAAUGGAAAAGGCAAAGUGCAAAAGAAAUACAAAAAAUAUCUAUUUCGACUGAAGACAUUCGUGUUAGAUGUAAUGAGCUUCCAAUGAUUGAUUAUACUCAGAAUACUGAAACAUGUAGCUCAGAAGAAAAAGUUAUACCUGUUAAAAUUAAAGAAGAUGAGAUCUCAAAACCUUCCAGUAAUUCAAAAGAUAAGAUGGCAGUAAACUCUAAAAAAAGAUCAAAAGUUUUGAGAAGGACAUCAACAGAUAAUAUGAAUUCUAAAGCAGAUGAGAGAAAUGACAAGAAAUCUACAAAUUUUAAAUCUAAGCCCAAAGAUGACAAUACAUCAAUGAGAAAGGAAAUAAAAAAAGAUACAAAGGAAAAUUUGGAGACUAACGAAACUUCCCACAUUUCUGGAAGUGGAGAACAAAAUUCAGAAAAGAAACAGCAUUUGGUAGAAUCUACUCCUUUACUAGAAAUUAAAUCUCAGACUGAACAGAAUGGCAACACUCCUAUGUGUUCUCAAACAAUACAAAAAAUACUCCCAGAUUUUCAAGAGCAGCCAAACGAUGACUCAGACGUAAAUAGAAGCAAAGAAAGAAUCAACGCUGCAGGUCUCAUUGAAACACAAGAAGAAACUUGCGGACACUGUUCUGAAGUUAAUGCUCAGAAAAUGCUCAAUGAGAAUACUACUUCAUCUUUGCCAAAAUCUAACACUGCAGAAGAUUCAACACUUAUUAAAUGUCAACAAAAAAUCCCCGAACCUGCAGUACCAGGUCCUAGCAACACAACCAAGUCUCAAAAUAUUAGUGAAGUUGACAAUGCUUCAAAAUGUCCUAAGAAAGUAAAUAAGAAUUUAACAUCUACAGGUGCUAUACCAAAAAAAUUGCAACUUAGUAGCGACUCCAAAUUUCUGAAAGGAUUCAAUCCUGAUCAAAGUAGGAGAGAAACAAAAAAAUUCAAAAAAUUAGAUGAAAGGUAUAAAAAGGCGAGGAAUUAUCACAAAAAGCGGCUAUAUGAUGACCAUGGGCUAGUACUGGAAACAGGGGAGGACUUGUGUGAUUGUCUUAUUAAAGACUGUCCUGGUUGUCACUUUCCUUGCCCAAGAUGCAGAUCUAAUAAAUGUGGCCAUGUCUGUAGAGUGAAUAGGACCUGGAUGUAUGAUGAAUACGAAAUAGAGGGCACUGGUAUUACCAUAAAAAGGCAGCCUUAA